UCAAUUCUGCUAGUGGUUCUAAUUUACUAUUGCUGUUCUCUAGCUGGACUAAAACCGAUUUUGACCUAAAGGGACGCUUUUUGGACGCCAUGGACGUUUCUCAGUUUCCAGCAGAAAGACCAGUCAAAAUGCAGGCAGGGCACAGGACAAAGCACUCGGGACAAAAUGUAUGUAAAAUGGUUUGAUACAAAAAUGACAGUUUCUAAAAAUUUUUACAUUUGCCGCCGGUUCCGGCCCCCGUAUGUCCCGUACGUCCUGACGCUCGCAGGGACCGGAACACGGAAGCCGGAUGUCGGCAUCGGCCAGAGGAGAUGGCCGGGGACGCUGCAGGGGACGUAUCGCGGGAGCGAAGGACAAGGUAAGUGCUGCAGGGAAUCCCUGAGCAACGCCGCAUGGUAAGCCAGAGUGUAGCUCGGGGUUACUGCUUUUGGUACUGAAA
Molecule: messenger RNA, 439 nt
Organism: Staurois parvus
Lineage: Eukaryota; Metazoa; Chordata; Amphibia; Anura; Ranidae
Source: the annotation of a GenBank genome assembly